AUGGGAAAUGUGGAAGAGCUACUAAGGGGAGUGAAGCUGUUUGAAAUCAAACAGCUAAAGAAUUACUGUGGGGAAUAUAUGCAAGCUUUCCUCAACAAGACCAACUGUUUUAGGGUUUUAAAAAUGGCUGAGAACCAUGAUCUGCAAGAGCUUGCUGAAACAGCCUACAAAGUUACCCGAGAUCAGUUCUUCAGCCUUGCCGUGCGCAAAGACCUCUUAGCUACCCCAUACAAUGUAUUUUCCAGGCUGAUUAAAGAUGAGAAGCUGCAUGCUCAAAAUGAAGAUCAUGUGUUCUUGACCGUGCUCCAGUGGACCAAGCACAUGCCAAACAGGGUGAAACAUUUUGAGAAGCUCUUCUCACACCUCCAUCUGAGCAAUGUUUCAAAUCACAUUCUGCUCAAGCUCAGCAAGGAGGAGGACCUCAUCAAGAACAAUGUGGCCUGCAUUAACAAAAUUAUGGAAGUGGUAGGACAUAAGAAGACAGAUGGCCUCAGAGACAUCAAUGUGUCUCAGAGGAAGGAGACUCUGAUUGAAGUGGUUCUCGUUCUGGGUGGACACAAAAUCGACGGCCAUUUCAGCAACAAAGUAUAUGCUUAUUUGAUCAGAGACAACAGGUGGGUAAAAGUGACUGACAUGCCAUACAAUGCAGCUGCCCUUGGUGCUGUUAGCUUAGGAAAGUACUUGUAUGUGACUGGAGGGACUAAUAAACUAAAUCCCAGCCUGAAAGCAGCAUGGAGAUAUGAUUUGGAUAAAAACAUAUGGAGCAAAAUGCCAGACCUACCUGUCGGUCUGGUUUUCCACACCAUGGUGGCCUGCAGAGGAUCUAUAUUCACAGUAGGGGGCAGCAUAGCCGCCAAAAAAUACAUCUCUACCAUCUACAAGUUCGAUGAGGAAAAGGACAGGUGGGUGACUGUAGGCAAUAUGAGUGUUCCAUUGGACUGUGCAGAGGCUAUUCCCAAGCACAACAACAUCUAUAUUGUCACUGGGAGAUGCAUGGUAAAUGACAAGAUCAGCAGGGUGGGGGUUGUGGAUUGUUUCGACGUCACUGGUGGAAUAGUAAAGAAAUGUCUCACUUUCCCAAUUGAGUUCAGGCACAGGCCUCUAGUUUCAAUCCAUGACAGGGACAUGAUCAAAUUACAGAGCCACAAGCAGAGCUUGGACAUCAACAUGCAGAAAUUGCAGAGGCGCAUGCGAUCUUUACUUUUGGAGGCUGGCCGGGACGCUGACAGCUGA
Messenger RNA from Acipenser ruthenus (sterlet), 1233 nucleotides. Its product is annotated as calicin-like. NCBI's taxonomy places the organism in Eukaryota, Metazoa, Chordata, Actinopteri, Acipenseriformes, Acipenseridae. Gene Ontology annotation, molecular function: protein binding. The record is from RefSeq and is a predicted model, not a curated record. The transcript is spliced from 2 exons. Bases 1 to 1233 code for a protein of 410 amino acids.